CUUUAUUGCGCACACUUGAUUUGUUCAGCAAAGAAGUUUAAAUAAAGAGACGGAUCGUUUGAAUAACUCAAGAGAGCAGAUCAUUCUGCACCAGGAGAUAAAAUGAUGGAGCUACCCAACUACAGCAGCCAGCUAAUGCAGCAGCUGUGGGCCCUGAGGAAGGAGGGCCACUUCUGUGACUGCACCAUCCUGGUGGGAGACAGCCCUCACCGGGCACACAAACUGGUGCUGGCUGCCUCCAGCAUGCUCUUCAGGUCUCUCCUGGACAGCUCUGACACCAUCUCCAUCGACACGGCUGUGGUUUCCUCGCAGGAGUUCGGCUGUCUGCUGGACAUGGUCUACACUGGCAAGCUUCCUAUGGGCAAACACAACGUCAGUCGCAUUGUCGCUGCCGCAGACAACCUGCAGAUGUUCGAUGUGGCCGUUGGCUUUAAAAACGUCCUCACCAGCCUUGUGAAGCAGCAGCCCCAGGUCCCAGUCCCAGUCAUCUCGACACAGAGAUCGAACCUCAGCAUGAUCCACAAAGCCCAGACAGUGAACCCUGAAGGUUCAGCCUCAUCCAACAAGGAUGACUCUGCUUCAGACAAGACGGAGCUAAAGGCCAAGCUGAAAGAGGAAGACUGUCAGGGAGACGGUGACGACGCAGACGAACCACCAUGUAAAAGAACCUGUGUUGAGGAGUCCCCAGAGCCUGAAGAAGCCAAAUCCUCAGAAAGUGCAGUGGAAGAAAACAACAGCACAGGAGACAAGGUGUCCAGUGAGUCUGCCUCUGGUCUUCUGGAACAUUCCUUUCAGCUCGUGGAGCUCCUCAGCAGCAUGUCCUCUGUCCUAGAGCUGCUGAGCCAGGCAGCACAGAGCAGCCUGGAAGAGCAGGAGAGACAGGUUGUGUGUAAGUGCUGUGAGGAGACAGAUCCCCACUCAGCGCUGGAGACACUGAUGAGCAGAAUGAGGGAGGGGCAGCUCAGUGAGAGAUCGCUCGUCACGCUGCUCCGGAGUGUCCAGCAGAAAGCUCCUUCCUCCUUCCUCCCAUCACUGGUCUCUCUGCUGGAGGAGGUGGAGAGGAGCACACAGGAGCCAAACAGAGGCCAAGGCACAGUUGACUCAGAACAACAGAACGGCAGAAGUGAAGAGAAGGAGGGAGAGGAGGGAGAGGAGGAAGAGGAGGAAAACAGUAAGGAGGAGACUGAAGAUGAAGACAAAGAUAUAAAAGCUUCAACAGACUCUUCCUCCCCUCCCCCUUCCUCCUCUUCCUCCCCCUCCAAGCCUUUCUCCUGUCGCUGGUGUAAGAAGGAUUUUGCCUACAAGUGUCGGAUGCUGGCCCACGUGAAGCGCUGCCCCAUGUCCCAGGAAUGUGAGCAGCAAUGUCCACAGUGCCCCAAGAAGCUGGCCAAUCAGCGGGCCCUGCAGCGCCACCGGGCCGAAGCUCACCGCAACACCACACGUGUGAAGAAGAAGGUGGCCUGUGACCUCUGUGGACGGACCUUCGCCCACCCAUCAGGAAUGAUUUACCACAAACGGACAGAGCACUUUGAAGAAAAGCCGUUUGCUUGUGAGGAAUGUGGCGCAAAGUUCGGUGCCAACUCGUCUCUGAAGAAUCACAUGCGGCUGCACACAGGAGAGAAGCCCUACCACUGCAAACACUGUGACAUGAGCUUCAGUGUGGCUGCUGCACUCGCAUACCACACCAAGAAGAAACACUCUGAGGGGAAGAUGUAUGUGUGUCAGUACUGCAAGGCCGUCUUUGCCCAGUCCAUUGAGCUGACGCGUCACGUACGAACACACACCGGUGAUCGUCCAUAUGUGUGUCGGGAGUGUGGUAAAGGCUACAGCCAGGCCAGUGGACUGACUGUCCACCUGCAUACCUUCCACAACCUGUCAGAGCCUCAUGACUGUCAGAAGUGCUGCCUCAGCUUCUCCUCGCUGGACGAGCAUCGGCAGCACAUCCAGGAGUUCCACCCGAAGGAGUUCCACAAGUGUCCCACCUGCAACAAAGUGUUCACCAGUGCCGGCCUCUUGGACAAACACAAAGGCACACACACCGGAGCCAAGCCCUUCAGCUGCGAACUCUGCAACAAGUCCUAUCAGCAACUGUCAGGGCUGUGGUACCAUAACAGGACCAACCACCCUGACGUGUUUGCGAGCCACACCCGUCAGCUCAAGACCCUGGUCCAGUGUGAUGUUUGUUUCAAGUUCUUCCCGAGCGCCACCAGUGUGGCCAAACACCGAGCUUCUGAGCACCAAGGCUCAGCGGCGGCGGCGGCGGUGCAGUGUCCAUGCUGCCCGGCCAUGUUGGGCGGAGAGGAGGAGUUGCAGGAACACGUCAGCAGCCAGCACAUUGGCCAGAGCAGUGAGGCAUUGAGCUGCCUCCUCUGCUCCCUGGUCUGCAGCACACAGCUGGAGCUGCAGGAGCACCUGUUCUCCUGCCACAUGGACACACAGGAGGAGCAGGAGGCUGGGGAGGAGCAGGCCUCCACCUCCCACACGGUGAUUUCAGGGGAUCCCACAGAUGGGGAGGGGGCGGAGCCAGUCACCCCUGAGGAGCAGGCUCAGCUGGCAGCUACCCAGCAGGUUUUUGUGGCUCUGGCAGGUGGAAGAGAGGGCGGCUCAUCAGGGGAGGUGGUGGAGGUCAACAUGUACGACCUGCUGAACAACUCAGUCACCUUCAUCUGUGAGGACAAACCAGCAGGCCCUCAGUCUUAACCACCUUUCACCCCUGGAGGAUCUGGGACCUGGAGAUUUAUGGUUUCAUUGUCUCCUCUGAUCAUUAACAAUAACACAGGCUGAACUGUCAGCGUUCACAGGCCGUGGACUGUUGUGUUCAUGUUUCAUCCACCAAAGUCUUUUGCUGUAAAUAAAUGUGAUGAAAUGUGAGUUUCACAUUAGUUACUGUACAGAGACCAGGCUGCCUUAUGAAGGGCGUCCCCAAAGAGCAUGAGAGUCAAACACUAAUACACUGACACCUUGUCUGCCUGCUCCCCUCAGACACAGUGAGGGUCCAUGAGUAGUCUCAAUCUUACUCGCAUUUUGUUGAGCUUUCAACCGCAGCUGAGCAAACUCCAUUCAUUCUGAUGAAGACCAAGACAUGGUUGUCCUGUUUGUUUAUGUAAAUUAUUUUUUUUGUUGCCCUAGUGUGUGUGUGAGUCUGAAUAAACUCCAGCGUGUGUGUUCAUGGUGAUGCAGGAACAUGUGACCCAGAGUAACUGAGACUAAAUAGUGUGUUUUAAUAGUGCUUGGAAACAGUGGAGCUCAAUGGCUCAGUUCACACCUGCAUUUAAAAUGUGUCUCCAGUGACCACUUGUGAUCAGAUCUCACUUUCAUGUGGUCCAGACCUCCUCUGAAUGCGGUCUGAGUGAUCGGAUCUCAGAUGCGUCCUCAAUGCGUCUUGGGUUUGUUCACACCUGAACUUAGAGCUGACCAUUGGUGAUCAGGUGAGACAGAUGUUAAUGCAGGUGUGAAGAGGUGUGAACAAAGUCCAUGGAGCAGAGGAAUCAGAGACAUCAGGCUGUGAUUCACAUUAAACACUUGUAGGAAAUAAUCACUGUUGCUUUUGGUUUUAUUGUCAACAAUGAGAAAAAUAUCGAGUAUGAUCAAACUUCUAUAGAAUGACACUGGAACGUGAAAGUACGUGUGGCUGAACUGAAUUCCGGUAUAUUCUCUGCUGCUGUAACUGUAGAAACUAGUAUGACUGUUUCUUCUACACUGGAUCUCAUUGUGUGUGCGUGUGUCCUUGAGUCUGAAUUACUGAUGUGUCACAGUGUCCACUUUGUCCAAGAGCAUUAAA
Seriola dumerili (greater amberjack) is the source of this 3781-nucleotide messenger RNA. It is a transcript of the gene zbtb40, whose product is annotated as zinc finger and BTB domain containing 40. NCBI's taxonomy places the organism in Eukaryota, Metazoa, Chordata, Actinopteri, Carangiformes, Carangidae. The transcript is spliced from 12 exons. Gene Ontology annotation, molecular function: RNA polymerase II cis-regulatory region sequence-specific DNA binding; protein binding; DNA-binding transcription factor activity, RNA polymerase II-specific. Gene Ontology annotation, biological process: regulation of transcription by RNA polymerase II. Bases 103 to 2700 code for a protein of 865 amino acids. The record is from RefSeq and is a predicted model, not a curated record. Gene Ontology annotation, cellular component: nucleus.